Molecule: messenger RNA, 1154 nt
Organism: Anguilla rostrata (American eel)
Lineage: Eukaryota; Metazoa; Chordata; Actinopteri; Anguilliformes; Anguillidae
Product: deoxyuridine 5'-triphosphate nucleotidohydrolase-like
Exons: 8
Coding region: 436-984 (182 amino acids)
Biological process (GO): dUMP biosynthetic process; dUTP catabolic process
Molecular function (GO): dUTP diphosphatase activity; magnesium ion binding
Source: RefSeq, a predicted model, not a curated record
UGAAGCUAUACCUAUUUUUUACAGUCUCUGGAGGCUACCUAUUUUUAUACAGUCUCUGUCUGGCUACCCAGGAUGUUUGCUUUUUUAGUUGACAGUCAACCGAGCAGAAGAACUGUAUGAUAGGAGGAACAACAUAUGUCUCAUCUUGUUACCAAAAACAUCUAAAUAAUUUUAGUUCUGGUCUUCUGGUUUGUUUCUGCGUUCUCUGCUGUUACAGUACAAAGGAUCGACUCUGCCGAGGGGUUUAUCGCCAGUCAGAAAGGGGACGCACAUUGCAUACUGGAAAAUAUCUGAUAGCGACAUUCCAAAAUAUUUGCCAGCGUCAAUGUCACCAUUCAAGUUCUCGCGAUGAUUAUGGGAAAUUGCCAUGGAAAUACCUGACGCAAGGAAGGACCAGGGCACGCCAGACCAUUUGCGAGGGUUUUCAUUCUGCGAAUGCUUAUGGAGUUCCGACAGACCACAAACAUGCCAUGUUCAGAAGUUUCAGAGGCGGCCAAUGGAAUAUCUACCUCUCCUGCAAAGCGUCUCAAGGCAGAGACAGACCCUAAACCAGCCAAAGCAGUCCUAAAAUUCGCCAAGCUUUCCGAAAAUGCAACUGUUCCUACAAGGGGGUCCGCCAAAGCCGCGGGUUAUGAUCUUUACAGUGCCUACGACUACUCAAUAGCCCCGCUGGAUAAAACCAUUGUGAAGACAGACAUUCAGAUCGCUGUUCCCCCCGGCUGUUACGGGAGAGUUGCUCCACGGUCCGGAUUAGCUGCAAAACACUUCAUCGAUGUUGGAGCGGGGGUUGUUGAUGAAGAUUACAGAGGAAACGUCGGGGUCGUUCUCUUCAACUUCAGUAAAGAAACGUUUGAAGUAAAAAAGGGAGACCGUGUGGCCCAGCUAAUCUGUGAGAAAAUCUGCUACCCUGAACUGGAGCAGCACGAUACACUGGAUGUAACAGCACGAGGAGCCGGUGGGUUUGGGUCAACUGGCACAAACUGAGUUGCAGUUUACCUCUUUACCUUUUUUAUGUGAACUUAAUGUACGUAAUGUUACAUUUUUUGUUUGUUUGUUUUAAAAUAUGGAAACAUUUUUUCUGUAGUCUUCAACUAUUGAAUUUCUAGUCUCUGAAGAUGUCUGAAGUUCCCAUUAAAGCAUGGUUGGCUGUGGAA